Apus apus (common swift) is the source of this 4845-nucleotide messenger RNA. RefSeq names its product CUE domain containing 1 (gene CUEDC1). Gene Ontology annotation, molecular function: ubiquitin binding. NCBI's taxonomy places the organism in Eukaryota, Metazoa, Chordata, Aves, Apodiformes, Apodidae. Bases 282 to 1403 code for a protein of 373 amino acids. The transcript is spliced from 11 exons. The record is from RefSeq and is a predicted model, not a curated record.
CCGGCCCCGCCCGCCCGCCACGUACGUCUCCCGUCCCGGCUCCUUUCCAUGGUUCCCGGCGUGACUGGUGCCUCCUGCCACCGCCCCCGCAGCGCGGCGCCGACCGCCGGUGGGAGGAUGCUGCAGCACACCGGAGGCUGAGGCGGUGCCGCUGGCCGCGGGGAGCGGGACCCCGUCUCCCACCCAUGCUCCCUGCCGGCUGCCGGGGCUGUGCCCCGUGAGGAGCAGGGGUGGGUGCCCGUCUCGCCGGGGCCAGGGCCUCCCCUGCCGUGCCCCCCGCCAUGACGAGCCUCUUCCGCCGGAGCAGCAGCAACGGCAGCUCCCGCGGCGGCUCCUCCGCCCAGGAGCUCAACAACAGCCGCCCCGCCAGGCAGGUCCGCCGGCUGGAGUUCAAUCAGGCCAUGGAGGACUUCAAGACCAUGUUCCCCAGCAUGGACUACGACAUCAUUGAGUGCGUCUUGAGGGCCAACAACGGCGCCGUGGACGCCACCAUCGACCAGCUCCUGCAGAUGAACCUGGACAGCAGCGGCUGCGACGACAGCUCGGACUCGGAGGACAGUAUCCCCCCUGAGAUAUUGGAGCGGACCCUGGAGCCAGACAGCUCGGAUGAGGAGCCCCCUCCUGUCUAUUCCCCUCCUGCCUACGAGAGCCAGGUGUUGGGCAGCCGCCCGCCCCGUGCGCCCACCCCUCCACCCCGGACGGACAUGCCGGGGCCCGGCAGUACCCCGGCGUCAGGGCGCUACAGGAACUGGAACCCACCACUUCUGGGCAACCUCCCCGAGGAUUUCCUCCGCAUCCUGCCCCAGCAGACGGCCGGCACACAGGGCUCCCACGGCUGCCAGCAGCCCGUGCCACGGGGGCUCACCCCACGGAGCCAGGGCUCCCUGGAGCAGGAGCGGCGGUGGAAGCAGUACCUGGAGGACGAGCGGAUCGCACUCUUCCUGCAGAACGAAGAGUUCAUGAAGGAGCUCCAGAGGAACCGGGAUUUCCUCCUUGCCCUGGAGAGAGAUCGGUUGAAAUACGAAUCAAAAAAAUCCAAGUCAACCAGUGUUGCUGUCAGCAAUGACUUUGGUUUCUCCUCUGUAAUAUCAGGUGAUGUAGCUCCCCCUGCAACCAGCGAGGCCGGCGGUGCCGUGUCUGACGAUGCCUUAUUCAGAGACAAACUGAAACACAUGGGAAAAUCCACGCGCAAGAAACUGUUUGAACUCGCCAGAGCCUUCUCUGAGAAGACAAAGAUGAGGAAAUCGAAAAGAAAACACUUGUUGAAGCACCAGGUGAUGGGGACGGCAGCUUCCACAGCAAAUCUUCUCGACGACGUUGAAGGACAUUCGUGCGAUGAAGAUUUCCAAGCACGGAGGCAUCAGCUCCAGGAGGAGGAGGAGACAUUGAAGGAAGGGCAGUAAUGGUGAGAAGCACCCAGGGACACGCACUUCUUGGUCCCAGCACUGGGGUUUAUUGCUGGCACGGAACGUGCACAAGGCUUCAUAAGAAGAUGGCUGAAAAAGGAAAAAAAGCAAACACCCAACAAACAGCCCAGUGUUUUGGCUGUUCCCCCUCUGCUGCUGUACUCUUCUGAAGUACAAGUACUGAAGUGAGGCACAAUGUUUUCUUACCAGUGGUUUGAAAACAACUUCUAUCCAGUGAAGCAGCCAAAAAGGAAGAAAAAAAGAAAAAAAAAAAAAAAAAGAGAGAGAGAGAGAAGAAAAAGAGGAAAAAAAAAAAAAAAGCAAGCAGCUGAUGUGAGCUGUGGAGGAGGAGCCCGUGGAGCUCAGACUUGGGAGGAGCAGCGUCCUGCCUGCUCUCUUGGUCCGAGCGGCCUCGCAGAAGGAAUGAAAAUCAGUGGUACUGAGGAGGAUGGAUUCACCCGUGGGAUCUCCUGAACAUAUCUCUAGUGAUCUGAUGUAACGUUGCUCUGCGCACACAGGAACACACCAAACACGUCAGAAAGAGAACCUAACAGCCGUUGUCUGCUACUGCUAGGAGUAAUGAGCAGAGAUUCAGAUCAGGUAAUAGUCAAAUAAUAUAAAUUGUUUAUAAAAGGAAAGGCCUUCUUUUCCUAGGCGUUUCACUUUGAAUUAAACCUUUGCCUUUGGCAUUGCUAAAACUGCCUUCAGGUCCGGAGGCUCUGUGGGCCGUGUUGUGGCUCACGGGGCUGGUGCCACCGUCCUGGGGCAGCACCAAGGGCUGGAUUUCGCAUCCGUUUAACCCUCAGUGCCGAAGCCGGACACGUCCCGCCGGGCUCAGCGUGCUGCUGGUGCUCCCAGUGCUGGACAGGGCGCUCAGUAGCUCCGGGGAGGCCCCCGCUCUGGGUAAGAUGCCAAGCCCAAGCCUGGGGGGGCUGCAGAUGAGGCCGGUCGAGGUGUUUUCGGCACGGAGAGAUUGCACAAGGGCUUGUGAGCACUGCCGGGUUCGGUGUGGGGCCGGGGCUGGCCCCGUGGCAGGAGCAGAGCAGCUUUCCUCACACCCUCCCAGGGGCUUGUUUCACCUGGGGGGGAGGGCUGGGGGGCUGGCAGGCAGCCCUGGAACCAUUGCAGCUUUCAGAGAUGUUGUCAGGCUAAAAAUAAUUACGUUAACAAAUUUCUUCCCUGUGUAAGUAACGAGUGACGAGCAUAAAGUCAGAAAUCGCUCCCGCCAGCGUUUUCGUCUCCUUUAUCGGCGUGAUCUGCUGGCUGCUAAAUGCAGGAGGUGGCUCCAGACGUGCCUGUUCCACUUUCUGGCUCCUGUGAGCCAGCACAAAUGUUGCAGGAUGGAGCUGCGAAGGCGGCAGACGCAGGAGCCCCAGCCAUCCAACACACACGCAACUGUUUUCCCUGCCUCUCCGCGGGGUUUGGUAACAAAAGCCCACGCUGCAGGCACCGCCUCCUGACAGGCUCCUUUUCAAACCCCCCUAGAGCUCACAUGCCUUUGAAGUGGACGCCAAGAUUUCUGUCCCUGCCGGGUGCAGCCCGUGCACCUGUUGAGCGCUGCUGCUGCCGCCCCCGCAGCCAUGGCAGGGACCAGUGGGUUUUGUCCCCUUCCCUGGUCCCUCACCACUCGUGGUGCUGCUUCAAGGGCUUUGGGGCUGGGCAGGGUCCUGUCAGCACGUCUGAAGUGCUCCUGGCAGUGCCAGGGUGCCGAGGGCAGGGUUCAUCAUCAGGCUGGAAGUGGCCUUGGGACCCAGCGAGGUUGGGUUCCAAAAAUCAAAGCAGCAUCAGCCUGGUGCCAGCGAGCUGAUCCCAGCUUUGGUGCCUGCUCCUUUCAAAGGAAGGGGAGAAGAGCAUUCCAUGAGUCAUGGCAGCCUGGCCCAUGGGUUAGAGCCAUCCCAAGUCAUGCUGGCUUUGAUGAGCAGGGGCUUCAGGCCCUCCAGCUCCCUGCUGCAUGCCUGGCUGCCGGGGGUGCCGGAGAGACCCGGCACACCACUCUGGGCUGGGUAAGGUGGGUGUCUGUAGCAGAGUGUGUCCCCUCCUGGCUCGAGGUGCAAGCAUGGCAGCAGGAGCAAGGGGCUAAGUGUGAAGCUGGGGUUGGGAACAGAAGGUCCUUUAGUCCCUGAGUGGGAUUUUUAUCCCCAGUCUGAGAGUGGUAGAGAAAGGAGGGGCUCUGGGGUCUGUAGGAGGCUGCCGUCACUCCCUCCCAACCCAAAGCAGCUCUUUGCAUAUUUGGAAGAAAGUCAAGCCUGGAACUAGAUCAGCCUGUCAAAGUUCCAGUGCCUCUUAGCUACCGAGGGCUUAACUUUCAGCGAAGUUUCCAUGAAGGCAGGAAGCACCCACGGGCAGUCGGGCAGGAGCUCAGGCUCUUGCGGGAAGGAAAUUCCGCUUCUCCCAGGCGAGGAGGUGGUUGGUUACUGGUCUGGCAUGUGGGGAGGAGAGGCAGCCGAGCACUCCCCCCCUGGGUGCUUGCAGCAUGCCUGCCGUGCUGCCCAGCCCUCCCAGGGUUUGCUGUGCUCCCUGUGGGGAGCUGAGGGAGGAUCCCAGUGAGCUGCCUUUGGCAUCUGGUGCUGGGCCAGCCACCCUUCCCAUCACGGCACCGGUCAGUCCUGCCGGAGCCAGUGGUGAGCGUUGCUGGUUCUGCACGUUAGUUGACACGCUGGGUAACCCAGCCAGGGUUUGCUGGGGCAGGGCAGCCACAGGCUGCAGCUGCCUUGGGUUUUCUUUUAGGCUGAGCCUGUCCCUGAGGUGUCCUGCUCCUUGUGAUGCCACCUGGGAGCUGAGGAGCUGGCAUAGGGCAGGGAGAGGAAGGAAGGAAGGAAGGGCAGUUCUUGGGCCACAGGGAGGGGACAGCUGUCACCAUGCCACCUCCACACACAGCAGGUGCCAACCCCCUGGCCUGGCUUUCUCUGCCUACAGUGCCAGCAAAAAGGCUCUGUGUUGGGUGGGUUUGGCACCACGGACCAACCAGGAAGGGUUCUGUGCCAAAAGGGGCUCCACGCUGGUGAGCACAGGGUGGGCAGCGCGCAGGGGGCUUGGGGGUGGCUUUGCUAACACAGUCUUAACAACUUGCCCUUAAACAUCCCGGGCCAGGCAAAAGCCUCUCUGAAUGAUGUCACUCUGUAGCCAUUGAAAAAUAACUUGGAGGCACAAAGCAUCAUUUUAAAGGAGGAUGAGGAGUGAUUAUUUUUGUCCUUUAAAAAAAUAAUAGUAGGAAGGCCCCUAAAACUGGCUUGAAAGCCCAAAUGCAUUUCUUACAUAAAAAUGUACAAUUCUCAGUGACAUUUGUAUCACUUCUCUACAAAAUGAUUUAAAAAGAAGAAAACAAAACAAUCUGUGACUUUGUGAGUGUUGCUAUUUUAGAAUUUAUUUCCAUAAGUGAUUUUUUUUCUUAAAGAUGUUUAAUAGUCAUUCAUAUAAUAAAGUCCUGUUGUACUCUUAA